AUGGAUACGCACGACGUAUCAGGCACUCUAGAGCUUGCCCAGUCCAUUCAAAGGCGGGAAAAGACACUGGCAGAUUCCCAAGCCCGCAAGGGUCAGCGCCCGGCACGACAUCCCCGGAAUCAGGUCAUUCUCCGGUUCCAGCUGCAUCUAAUGGCAUUUCGGAUCAGGGUCCUCUCCAAGGGGCCGCAAGAUUUCACGAUAAAGUCAUCCUUUGUGCCGUUAGCCUAUGUUCCGUGCGUGGCCCCCCUCUCGGCUCUCAAGAAAACCAUGAUCGAUGAUCUGCUUCUCGAGACGCACCACAGAGGUACCUACUUACUGGUGCGGGCAGUCACCCCUCAGAAUUACAUCACUGCAGUGAUGGCCAUUGUCGAAGACGAGAAGGGCGACGUCCUCAUGGCGCAGUUAUACCACCAAGACGAUGGUCGGGCAGAGGAUAUUCUCGUCGAGGGGAUGGUCCUCAUCAUCAAGGAACCAUACUUCAAGUUGAUGUCGGACGGGGGCUACGGGCUUCGUGUCGACCACUUGUCCGACGUCGUUUUUCUCGCGGCGAAUGACGAGCGGAUCCCGAGCAGCUGGCAACAAGAAUCCGCUCAGCAGAGCGCCACUGCCCUAGCCUGGAAGACGAAGGGGAACAGCCAUGUUAAAGAGUCGUCGUAUCGGUCUGCUAUCGCGUGUUAUACUCGGGCCCUUGUUUGCGCGCCGACACCAGAAGAGACGCACACCAUCAGACUCAAUCGAUCUCUUGCGUUCUUGAAGACCCAGGAGUACGAUGCUGCUCUCUCAGAUGCUGAAUUUGCGAUGACUUCGGCGUCGUCGGUCAAGAAGCCAGUCGAGAAAGCCCUGUUCCGCAAAGCCCAAGCCCUGUACAGUCUCGAACGAUACCGAGAGUGCUGCGAAGUCCUCAAGGACCUGCGUCUCGAGUAUCCCGACAACACGGCAGCCAAAUCUGAGCUGACCCGUGCCAUCAGCCGCCUCGCAGAACAGACCCACGGGAAGUACCCAUUCAAGCAAAUGUAUGCUGAGGCAGCCUGCCUCCAACCGCCGCGUCUGGACCGCGCCACCUACCUGGGUCCAGUCGCCGUGCAGCCGGCAGGGUCUCGCGGCCGCGGGCUCUUCACGACGAAGGCAGUCAAGGCCGGCGACCUGCUCUUCUGCGAGAAGGCCUUCGCGCACGCGUUCGACGACCAGAAGGCAGACAGCGGCUGUAACACCACCAUGCUGAUCGACCCGGAGAGCAGAAGCGGCACCAUAGGCUCACAGUCUGACCUGAUCAACAUGACAGUGCAAAAGCUGCACCGCAACCCCUCGCUGCUGCCGCUCAUCACCGACCUCCACCACGGCGCGUACCAGCCUGUCGACGCCGCGGAAGUCGACGGCCAGCCCGUAGUCGACACCUUCCUCAUCCGCCGCAUCAUCGCGCUCAACUGCUUCGGCUGCCCGCUAUCGACACUGACCUCGUACCAACACGACCGCAGCCUGUCUUCCAGCCUCAGCACCACCAGUGCUUUGGAAAAAGAAAAAGAAGAAAAAAACGCCUUCCACUCAUGCGGCCUCUGGCCAACGGCAUCGUACAUCAACCACAGCUGCGACAGCAACGCGCGCCGCAGCUUCGUCGGCGACAUGAUGGUCGCGCGCGCGACGCGCGACCUGCCGGCGGGCACCGAGCUGACGUGGUGGUACCAGCAGCCGUGGCCGCGGCAGCCCGCUCAAAGCAAGAACAACAAACUGCACAGCCACUGGGGCUUCGCGUGUGCAUGCGCGCAGGCAACGUCCCCUGCAGCGCUGGCGAAGCGGGACGCUCUCGCUGCUGGGCUGCGGCGGUAUGUGUUGUCGCUGGGCGCACGGGAGCUCAGGGACGGGGAUGCGGUCGCGGUGAGGAUUCAGGGGGCGGCGGACGCCAUGGCGGCGACGUACGGCGCGCCGGCGAGCGACGUGCCGCGGCUGGCGGUGUGGAUGGCCGUGCAGAGCGCGCUGGUGAAGAUGCUGAAGGCGGGCGGGCUGGGCAUGGGACCGGUGGUGUUGAGGCCGGUGCGGAUGGUCGAGUUGCUGCUGGCGGCGUUAGCGGCGCUCGGGUUUGUUAUUGACGCCGGGGCGGCGCUCGUGGUCCGCCGGUGGGGGCUGCUGGCUACUGAUGUGGUGGAUUUGUGGCUGCUCCUCCGUGACGCGUACUAUCUUGCCGCGCCGGAGUUGGUGACUGCUGCGGAGGGCUAUGCCAGGACGGCGCAUCGUAUUGUCUUUGGCGAGGACGAGACGUUUGAAUCGUAUGGGGGUGUUUAG
Molecule: messenger RNA, 2277 nt
Organism: Lasiosphaeria miniovina
Lineage: Eukaryota; Fungi; Ascomycota; Sordariomycetes; Sordariales; Lasiosphaeriaceae
Exons: 3
Coding region: 1-2277 (758 amino acids)
Molecular function (GO): protein binding
Source: RefSeq, a predicted model, not a curated record